Molecule: messenger RNA, 1277 nt
Organism: Aspergillus novofumigatus IBT 16806
Lineage: Eukaryota; Fungi; Ascomycota; Eurotiomycetes; Eurotiales; Aspergillaceae
Product: putative chitin biosynthesis protein (Chs5)
Exons: 3
Coding region: 111-1277 (388 amino acids)
Biological process (GO): conjugation with cellular fusion; Golgi to plasma membrane transport
Cellular component (GO): exomer complex; trans-Golgi network
Molecular function (GO): protein dimerization activity
Source: RefSeq, a predicted model, not a curated record
GGACAGGCAUCCACCUCUGUUCCCCUUCUACCGCUGAAUCUAUCUGCUACUGCACGAGAAUCAAUUGCGCCAUCCCUGAUUGCUCCUGGUUUGCUGUCCUAUUUCUCAAAAUGUUGGUCUCCUUGACAGUAGGCAAGGUAGACGCAGGAGUCGCUGUGCUCUUGACGCAGGACAACCGACUCAUCGAAUUCCCCUCCGUCCUUCUCCCGAACAACAUCACAUCCGGCAGCAUUGUCGAUAUUACAGUAUCGCGCAACCACGCCGCCGAAGCUGCGAGCACUUCUGCCUUCCAGGCGCUACAGAAGCGGAUUCUCAACACCUACGGCGUGAAGACCCCCGCCCCGCCCGUCCUCCGGCUCCGUAACGCAACACAAACCUCCCUAGUCCUAGAGUGGGAUCCAAUCGACCUGGCCACCGCGUCCCUCAAGUCGCUUUCUCUCUACCGUAAUGGCUCGAAAGCUGGCUCGAUACCCAGGCCACUCGAGACGCGGAGCACCAAGAUUAGCGGCCUCGCGAUCGACACGGAAUAUUCCUUCCACCUCGUCCUGCGCACAACAGCCGGCACAUACCAAUCGGAGAAACUGACAUGUCGGACACACAAGAUGACCGACCUGUCCGGUAUCACGGUUACCCCUGGCAUCCUCCCCGAACAGCAGAAGGAGGCGCUCGCCGCGGCAUUGGAACGUAUCGGUGGCAAGAUGAUCGACACAGUGCGCAUUGAUACCACUCACUUUGUAUGCACAGAAGGCAGAGGCCCGCUGUGGGAGAAAGCGGUGGAGAUGAACAUUCCCGUUGUGGUUCCGGAGUGGGUGGAUGCCUGUGAAGCGGAAGGCACCAUCGUUGGAGUCCGGGGCUACUACCUGAACGCAGACCCCAAGGCCAGACAGCUUGGCCCCAUUCACGCCUCAACACAUCAACAUACCAGAUCCUCCGUGUCAAUGGCAACCAAUGCGCCAUCUCAGUCUCAGUCUCAAUCUCAGCCCCAGUCCCAGUCCCAGAGACAUGCCGCCGCCCCCUCCCCGAAGGAUGAUGCUGCAGAGGCUGCACCCACAGUGAACGGCAAGCCCGAGUCGACAAGCCCGGAGGAGGUUGCCUCUCCCGGAGACAAGGAGGAACAGAGUGAAAGUGACGAGAAACGCGACGAAGAGGAUGAAGAUGAAACCGCACACGAACAGGUUGAAGAAGAGCAGGAACAGGAAGAACCAACGACAAACGACAGUGACGUCAAGGGUAAGGGGAAGGAAGGCGAGGGGGACUUUAGCGAGAUUUCUCUGUGA